Messenger RNA from Brenthis ino (lesser marbled fritillary), 2736 nucleotides. The record is from the annotation of a GenBank genome assembly. NCBI's taxonomy places the organism in Eukaryota, Metazoa, Arthropoda, Insecta, Lepidoptera, Nymphalidae.
AUGUCUUAUAAUCGCUUUCUUCGCAUGCUGAAACAACCACAUAUUCUUACUUUUAAUUCCAGGUCUGCAAAUCUUUUAAUAAGAUGUAAAUCCUCAAAAGCAGAGGCAUUUUUGAGUGGUACCAACGCAAACUUCUUAGAGGCUCAAUACUUAGACUGGUCGAAAUCGAAGGGAACCGUUGAUUCCACGUGGGAUGGUUUUUACGAGAGUGUCAGUGGCCCAAUGUUAAAAAUUGAAGAAUUCGAAGACGAAUUUAGCCCGCGGUCAGUCAAGUUAAAGUCAGAGAAGGCAGACGAUAAAGAGGAAAAGGAACGAAUAAAAUUACACCUAGCAGUACAAAAUCUAAUUAGAAGCUAUCAGACACGAGGUCAUCUCCUAGCUAAGACCGAUCCACUGAUGCUUACAAUAGGUGCUCGAUGGAUUCUCAAGUCUCAAAACGCACCGUUGGCCAUGAAAGGGUUGGAGUGUCGUGUGGUUUCGAGAGAGCUUGGAACUGUUUUGUGUGAAAAACAUAUGGAUACAGUUUUUGAAUUACCAGACCGAACCUUUAUUGGUGGCACAGAAAGUGCAUUAACUCUGAGAGAGAUAAUAAGUCGUUUAGAGAACGUAUACUGUAGUUCAAUCGGAGUGGAAUAUAUGCAUUUGUACGAUCUGGAUUGCAUACAAUUUAUACGCGAGCGUAUGGAAGCACCUGGAGCAUUCGAAAAGUCUGCUGAGGAGAAAAGGAUCAUCAUGCGACGCCUUACUAAGGCUGUUUUUUUGGAGAAGUACUUCGCAACUAAGUGGCCUGCAGAGAAGCGGUUCGGUUUAGAAGGAGGAGAGAGUAUGAUAGCAAUGUUGGAGGAAAUUGUGGACCACGGAACUAACCUUGGUGUAGAAUCUAUUGUUAUGGCCAUGCAGCAUAGAGGUCGACUCAACAUGUUAGUUAACGUGUGCCGCAAGCAACUUACAGAUAUAUUCGCUCAAUUUAAGCCAAUGGAACCAAAAGAACCGGGAUCAGGCGACAUCAAAUACCAUCUCGGCACGUUCAUCCAUCGAUUUAUCCGGAGGACGAACAAAUACAUCAAGGUGUCUAUGAGUUGCAAUCCCUCUCAUUUAGAAGUUGUUUCUCCGGUUGUAAUUGGGAAAGCGCGCGCUGAGCAGCAUUGGAAAGGAGAUAAUAAUGGAGACAAGGUUAUGGCAAUUAUCAUGCAUGGCGAUGCAGCAUUUUCAGGACAGGGCGUUGUGUACGAAACGAUGCAUCUCGGCAACUUGCCCAACUUCACUACACAUGGUUCUAUUCAUAUCGUGUGCAACAAUCAAAUUGGCUACACGACUGACCCAAGAUUCGCCAGAAGUUCGCCAUAUUGUUCAGAUGUUGCAAAAUGUGUUGAUGCACCGGUUCUGCAUGUGAAUGGAGAUGAUGCGGAAGCAGUAGCGCACGUCGCUAAAAUAGCGAUUGAGUUUCGAUGUAAGUUUAAGAAAGACGUUGUUAUUGACUUGGUCUGCUACCGCCGCUUCGGACAUAGCGAAGAAGACGAACCUAUGUUCACACAACCCUUAAUGUACAAGAAAAUAAAGAGCAUGCAAACUGUGGACAAGAUAUAUAGUGAAAAGCUAAAAGCGGAAGGCAUAGUAACAGAUGCAGAUAUUAAGGGUUGGGAAAAGGAAUAUAUGGACACAUUAAACAAACAUUUUGAGCUCGCAAAAAAGAUAACCAAACUAAGUAUUAUGGACUGGGUCGAUACGCCCUGGACUGGAUUCUUUGAAGCUACUGAUCCUAAAAAGGUCCGAGAAACUGGUAUUAGUGAGACAUCACUUGCCACGAUAUCACAACACUUCUGCAAGCCACCAGAGCCUUGGGCGUUCGAAAUUCAUAAGGGCAUUCACAAAAUGUUAGAGAAACGGGGAAAAAUGGUAAAAUCUGGUGUAGCAGAUUGGGCCAUGGGAGAAGCUUUAGCCUAUGGUUCACUGUUACGAGACAAGAUUCAUAUCAGGCUGACGGGUGAAGACGUUGAGAGAGGAACAAUGGCUCAUAGGCAUCACAUCUACCACCACCAGCGCGUUGAUGGCGCAACCUACAGAGUGCUCGACACAUUGUAUCCAGAUCAAGCAUUAUACAGUUUACACAACAGUUCACUAUGCGAAUUUGGUAUUCUUGGAUUUGAAGUCGGUUAUUCCUAUUCAAGUCCCUUUCUUCUUACUAUUUGGGAAGCUCAAUAUGGGGACUUUGCGGAUACGGCACAGCCAGUAUUCGACACAUUUAUUGCCAAUGGGGAAAGCAAGUGGGUAUGUCAAUCUGGGAUAGUGGUGCAAUUACCUCAUGGGAUAGAUGGAGCUGGCCCUGAACAUUCAUCAGCUCGCGUAGAACGCUAUCUUCAACAAGCAGAUGAUGACGAAGACGCCAUUCCCGAUUUGGACGAUAAAGACAUGGCCUUCGCCAUUACUAUAGACGAAUUGCGCAAAGAAAAGAAGUUAGAAGAUAAGAUUGCUUUGUGUCGCAUUGAACAACUUUAUCCGUUUCCUUACGAUUUGGUGCUUGAAGAGUUCUGUAGAUACGAAAAAGCGAAAGUCGCAUUUUGUCAAGAAGAGCACAAAAACCAGGGACCCUGGCCCUUUGUGAGAGCACGACUUGAAAAUCUUUUAGGAAAGAAAGUAGAAUGUAUAUCAAGACCACCCAGCUCGGCAUCUGCUACUGGAAUUAAAUGGAUACAUGCAAAAGAACUUAAAGAGCUAAAAGAGAAUAUUAUAGCUCUA